AUGCAUAGGAGGAGCCACACUGGUGAAAAACCUUUCAUCUGCUCAGUUUGUAGUCAAGGAUUCAGUCAUAAGAGUGCCUUAAAAGUACAAACAAGAACCCACACUGGUGAAAAACCUUUUUCCUGCUCAGUGUGUGGAAAAAGAUUCACUCAGAAGAGCGACCUAAACAAACACACAAGAACCCACACUGGUGAAAAACCUUUUUCCUGCUCAGUUUGUUGUCAAAGAUUCACUCAGAAGAGCGCUCUAAACACACACACAAGAACCCACACUGGUGAAAAACCUUUUUCCUGCUCAGUUUGUUGUCAAAGAUUCACUCAGAAGAGCGCUCUAAACACACACACAAGAACCCACACUGGUGAAAAACCUUUUUCCUGCUCAGUUUGUUGUCAAAGAUUCACUCAGAAGAGCGCUCUAAACACACACACAAGAACCCACACUGGUGAAAAACCUUUUUCCUGCUCAGUUUGUGGAAAAAGAUUUUCUCGAAUUCACCACCUAAAAGUACACACAAGAACCCACACUGGUGAAAAACCCUUUUCCUGCUCAGUUUGUGGAAAAAGAUUCACUCUACUUCACCACCUAAAAGUACACACAAGAACCCACACUGGUGAAAAACCUUUUUCCUGCUCAGUUUGUGGUCAAGGAUUUACUCAACUUCACCACCUAAAAGUACACACAAGAACCCACACUGGUGAAAACCCCUUUUCCUGCUCAGUUUGUGGAAAAAGAUUCACUCAGAAGAGCGCCCUAAACACACACACAAGAACCCACACUGGUGAAAAACCUUUUUCCUGCUCAGUUUGUGGUCGAUGUUUCACUGCAAAGAGAACCUUACAAAUACACACAAGAACCCACACUGGCGAAAAACCUUUUUCCUGCUCAGUGUGUGGAAAAAGAUUCACUCACAAGAGCAGCCUAAACAAACACACAAGAACCCACACUGGUAAAAAACCUUUUUCCUGCUCAGUUUGUGGAAAAAGAUUCACUCUACUUCACCACCUAAAAGUACACACAAGAACCCACACUGGUGAAAAACCUUUUUCCUGCUCAGUUUGUGGUCAAGGAUUUACUCAACUUCACCACCUAAAAGUACACACAAGAACCCACACUGGUGAAAACCCCUUUUCCUGCUCAGUUUGUGGAAAAAGAUUCACUCAGAAGAGCGCCCUAAACACACACACAAGAACCCACACUGGUGAAAAACCUUUUUCCUGCUCAGUUUGUGGUCGAUGUUUCACUGCAAAGAGAACCUUACAAAUACACACAAGAACCCACACUGGCGAAAAACCUUUUUCCUGCUCAGUGUGUGGAAAAAGAUUCACUCACAAGAGCAGCCUAAACAAACACACAAGAACCCACACUGGUAAAAAACCUUUUUCCUGCUCAGUUUGUGGUCGAUGUUUCACUGCAAAGAAAACCUUACAAAUACACACAAGAACCCACACUGAUGAAAAACCUUUUUCCUGCUCUGUUUGUGGUCAAAAAUUCGCUCGUAAUGAUCUGAUUAAAAGACACGUGUGUAUUGGUGUGAGAAGCAGUGGCCAAUGA
This is a messenger RNA of Nerophis lumbriciformis (worm pipefish), 1551 nucleotides long. NCBI's taxonomy places the organism in Eukaryota, Metazoa, Chordata, Actinopteri, Syngnathiformes, Syngnathidae. The record is from RefSeq and is a predicted model, not a curated record.